Messenger RNA from Ostertagia ostertagi, 1380 nucleotides. Lineage: Eukaryota; Metazoa; Nematoda; Chromadorea; Rhabditida; Trichostrongylidae. The record is from the annotation of a GenBank genome assembly.
AUGUUAUCUCUACAGGCCAGGGAACUGCUGGACGCAUCUCAUAGUGGAAUGGAAGACGUAAAGAAAAGAGUGCUAGAGUUCCUCGCUGUCCGGAAACUCAGCGAUUCGGUCACCGGUCCGAUUUUGUGCUUCGCAGGUCCACCAGGUAUUGGAAAGACAAGAUCUCACUCGGUGGAAUCCGGGACGAAAGUGAUAUUCGUGGUCAUCGCAGGACUUACGUGGCAGCCAUGUGUGGACGAAUUAUUCAAGCUCCUAAAGCAUGCUGGCAGCAAUAAUCCACUGAUACUUCUCGAUGAAGUCGAUAAGUUGUUCUCUGGUCUUCACGGUUCACCGUCGGCUGCUUUGCUGGAGGUGUUGGAUCCUGAGCAGAACAACUCAUUUACUGACCACUACCUUGAAUCUCCCGUUCGAUCUGUCCAAAGUGCUGUUUAUCGCCACCGCCAACGACCUGUCGAAAAUCGAGGGUCCACUUGCGGAUCGUCUUAUUGCCGAGCGACACCUGAUCCCUCGUCAAUUACUUCAACAUGGAAUCUGCCCGGAUCAUUUACGGAUACAAAGAGAUGCUCUCCGAUAGAGGACUACACUCGUGAAUCAGGAGUGCGACAACUGGAACGAAUGAUCGCGGCGACGUGUCGCUUUGUGGCAUUGCGAGUAGCAGAUUCUGUUAAAGACCAGAAUGAUUUCGAUAGCAUGAUGAGCUCCGAGUUGCCACUUGUUGUCACUGCCGAGAACUGUCGGAAAAUACUCGGGAAGGAACGCUUUGCUGCGGUAGAUCUCGUUGAACAGAUGGGAAAGUUCCGUCUUGGUACAUGUUUCGGCUUGGCGUGGACACCAUUUGGAGGAGAAAUUGAAUGCGGAAAAGGCAAAAUCGUGAUGACAGGAAAACCUGGGAUGUCUUCGAAAAUAGAUGUUGCUCGAACAUGUCAUUCGUCCAAUGCGACCAUGAAGAAGCUUCUUCAAGUCUAUCCUACUUCAUUAUUGUUCAGACUUCACGCAGACAGCUUGGACGGUGCCGAUCUUCAUGUGCAUUUACCCUCAGGUGCCGUGGGUAAAGAUGGUCCGUCGGCUGGUUGUGCUCUGGUUUCUGCCCUGUUCUCAUUAGCCAGCAAUAGACUUGUAAGAGCUGAUACGGCAGUCACUGGAGAAAUAAGUCUCACCGGACAUAUCCUUCCAGUAGGUGGAAUCAAAGAGAAAGUUCUCGGAGCUCAUCGAGCUGGUAUUCGACGGGUCAUUUUACCACUGGCUAAUCGCAACGAUGCUGAGUACAUCGAUAAAUCGAUAAAGGAUGAAAUGGAUAUACAGUUCUCGUCCGAUAUAGACGAUCUACUGCAGAAGAUCAUGGAGAAGGAUAGCGUCUCAAAUGUUCUCUCGAAAUUGUAG